AUGGCCAGUAAAACCAAGGCCAGCGAGGCCCUGAAGGUGGUGGCCCGGUGCCGCCCCCUCAGCCGGAAGGAGGAGGCUGCUGGUCACGAGCAGAUCCUGACCAUGGACGUGAAACUAGGCCAGGUGACCCUGCGGAACCCCCGCGCUGCCCUGGGGGAGCUGCCCAAGACCUUCACCUUCGAUGCCGUGUAUGAUGCCAGCUCCAAGCAGGCAGACUUGUAUGAUGAAACCGUGAGGCCCCUGGUAGACUCGGUGCUUCAAGGUUUCAACGGCACCGUCUUUGCCUAUGGACAGACAGGCACGGGCAAGACUUACACCAUGCAGGGGACCUGGGUGGAGCCCGAGCUCCGCGGGGUCAUCCCCAAUGCCUUUGAGCAUAUCUUCACCCACAUCUCUCGCUCCCAGAACCAGCAGUACUUGGUCCGGGCCUCCUACCUGGAGAUCUACCAGGAGGAGAUUCGAGACCUGCUCUCCAAGGAGCCAGGCAAGAGGCUCGAGCUGAAGGAAAACCCUGAGACAGGCGUCUACAUCAAGGACCUGUCCUCCUUCGUCACCAAGAAUGUCAAGGAGAUAGAGCAUGUGAUGAACCUGGGGAACCAGACCCGGGCGGUAGGCAGCACACAUAUGAAUGAGGUCAGCUCCCGCUCCCAUGCCAUCUUUGUCAUCACCGUGGAGUGCAGUGAGCGUGGCUCAGACGGCCAGGACCACAUCCGUGUGGGCAAGCUCAACCUGGUGGACUUGGCCGGUAGCGAGAGGCAGAACAAAGCAGGCCCCAACACCGCUGGAGGGACCGCCACACAGCCCACUGGUGGUGGCGGUGGUGGAGGGGGUGGUGGCAGUGGUGGAGAGAGGCCGAAGGAAGCCUCCAAAAUCAACCUGUCGCUGUCUGCCCUGGGCAACGUGAUCGCUGCUCUCUCGGGUAACAGGAGCACCCACAUCCCCUACCGGGACUCCAAGCUGACCCGGUUGCUCCAGGACUCUCUGGGGGGAAAUGCCAAGACCAUCAUGGUGGCCACCCUGGGGCCAGCCUCUCACAGCUAUGACGAGAGCCUCUCCACCCUGCGCUUCGCCAACCGGGCCAAGAACAUCAAGAACAAGCCCCGGGUGAACGAGGACCCCAAGGACACACUGCUGCGGGAAUUCCAGGAGGAGAUUGCCCGCCUGAAGGCCCAGCUGGAGAAGAAGGGGAUGCUGGGAAAGCGACUCCGCAGGAAGAGCAGCCGCAGGAAGAAGGCCGUGUCAGCCCCGGCCGGGUACCCGGAGGGACCGGUGAUCGAGGCCUGGGUGGCCGAAGAGGAGGAUGAUAACAACAACAACCACCGCCCGCCCCAGCCCAUCUUGGAGACAGCCUUGGACAAGAACAUGGAGAAUUACCUGCAGGAGCAGAAGGAGCGGCUAGAGGAGGAGAAGGCGGCCAUCCAGGACGACCGCAGUCUGGUGAGCGAGGAGAAGCAAAAGCUGCUGGAGGAGAAGGAGAAGAUGCUGGAAGACCUGCGGCGGGAGCAGGAAGCCACAGAGCUGCUCGCCGCCAAGUACAAGGCCAUGGAGAGCAAGCUGCUCAUUGGAGGCAGGAACAUCAUGGACCACACCAACGAGCAGCAGAAGAUGCUCGAACUAAAGAGGCAGGAGAUUGCUGAGCAGAAACGCCGUGAGCGGGAAAUGCAGCAAGAGAUGAUGCUCCGGGACGAGGAGACCAUGGAGCUACGGGGCACCUACACGUCCCUGCAGCAGGAGGUGGAGGUCAAAACCAAGAAACUCAAGAAGCUCUACGCCAAGCUGCAGGCGGUGAAGGCGGAGAUCCAGGACCAGCAUGAUGAGUACAUCCGCGUGCGGCAGGACCUGGAGGAGGCGCAGAAUGAGCAGACCCGGGAACUCAAGCUCAAGUACCUGAUCAUCGAGAACUUCAUCCCCCCAGAGGAGAAGAACAAGAUCAUGAACCGGCUUUUCCUAGACUGCGAGGAGGAGCAGUGGAAGUUCCAGCCCCUUGUUCCCAGUGGAGCCAAUAGCAGCCAAAUGAAGAAGCGGCCAACGUCUGCAGUGGGCUACAAGAGGCCGAUCAGCCAGUAUGCUCGGGUUGCCAUGGCAAUGGGGUCCCACCCCAGGUACAGGGCUGAGAACAUCAUGUUUCUGGAGUUGGAUGUGUCCCCGCCAGCGGUCUUUGAGAUGGAAUUCUCUCAUGACCAAGACCAAGACCCCCGUGCACUACACAUGGAGAGGCUCAUGCGGUUGGACAGCUUUCUGGAAAGACCUUCAACGUCUAAAGUCCGGAAGUCCAGAUCCUGGUGCCAGAGUCCUCAGCGGCCUCCACCUCCCACCGCACACGCCUCGCUGGCCGCCUCUGCUGCUCUGCGUCCCACGACAGUGCUUGACCACGAGUGA
Molecule: messenger RNA, 2379 nt
Organism: Rangifer tarandus platyrhynchus (Svalbard reindeer)
Lineage: Eukaryota; Metazoa; Chordata; Mammalia; Artiodactyla; Cervidae
Source: the annotation of a GenBank genome assembly